UCACAGAAGUUUGCGUUUUCGGCGAUUUUAUCGAAAGCAGACACGUACGUUCGUGGUUUUUUGAAUCCAACUAUUUUUGUACUCGGUCUAAUACAAUUCUUACCUCAAUUGUGUCACAUUUUGGUGCUCAUUUCAAGAUGGAGUGUGUAGUUUGUUUUGUGUAACUCGAAGCCCCUUGUGCGGUGAACCGCAGUAUCGAUAAAUUUGCUAAUAUGUGACUUAUCUUUGUCGAAAUUCUUGCAAGUCAUUAUCUGUCAAACAAGAACUUUCUGCCAUACGUUCUUUUUCUGAAAAAAUUGUGUCAUUCUGACUGUUUAAAUAUGAAGCGUGGCUUUUCCAGCGAGAAUGAUAGCAAAAUUUCAAACCUUUCCGAGGAAAACAUAACCAAAGACGAAAGUGAUAAGUUAAACGAGCCUUCAGAAUGUAAAAUUCCCAAAACCGAAGACAGUGAAACGAAGGAAUGCCAAUCAAACGAGGAAGCCGGCGAAGUCAUAGAAGUUAAAAUAGUUUAUAACAAAAAGAAAUACGAUGUCAGCGCGCCCUCGAACACCACCGUUGCUGACUUCAAAAAAAUAUUACAGGGUCUUUUAGGAAUUCCCGACUCCAUGCAGAAAUUAAUGUAUAAGGGAUUAUUGCAAGAUAAUCAAACUUUAAGCACUGCUGGAAUCACAAACGGUUCUAAAAUUAUGUUAGUCGGUUCUACUUUGAACGACGUUUUGGCUGUGUCUUCAGUUAGUAAACAGGACGUUGUAGAAAUGGAGAAAGCAGCCACGGUGAAGGAACCACUUUGUAAACAAAAAAUCCACCGGAAAGUCCUAGACAAAGGUGUACCUGAAGAUGCCAUGCCCGGAAUUAAAAACAUAAAAGAAGGUUUGCCCCCUUUGCCCCUGUCAGGAAUGCUCAAUAAGCACGGAGGCAAGGUUAGACUGACAUUUAAACUAGAAAGUGACCAAUUGUGGCUCAGUACCAAGGAACGUACUGAAAAACUGCCCAUGGGAUCAAUUAAAAGCAUAGUUUCCGAGUCAAUUGAAGGGCAUGAGGAGUACCACAUAUUGGGCUUGCAGUUAGGGCCUACAGAAGCGUCCAGAUACUGGAUAUAUUGGGUGCCUGCACAGUACGUGGACGCGAUUAAAGACGCAGUUUUGGGCAAGUGGCAGUACUUCUGACUUUACAAGCCAGCCAAGCUAACAGUAUUGAGAUCAACAGGUUUAGUUUAAUUUUUGUGUGGACUGAGAUUACAUUAAUCUUCAACAUGCAUUCAACUUAAAAGGGAAUCAAUAAAUUUUUCAUACUUAAGUUUUCAUAUGGAAUUUUGUACGUUUUGUAGGUUGCUUUUGUGAUAAUGAUCAUUGAUAUUGUUAGCAUAACUGCUUUGAAUUCAAGUGAUGAACUCAAUAUUUGUGAUGUGCGUUGAUUUGGUAGAGUUGACGCUUCAAAAGUGAUUCAAUGUUGACUGUAUCACAUCAACAAAUCUGUAAAAUAACCUAAUUUUUAUAAAAAACUACAAAUGAUUUCUCAGUAGCUAUGUGUUAAUCCAUUAAGAUUUUCAGUUGUAUUGUUUGUGUGAUUAUAAAGCAAAUAAAUAGUUUUAUGUUUCAAAAGAA
Tribolium castaneum (red flour beetle) is the source of this 1604-nucleotide messenger RNA. Its product is annotated as ubiquitin domain-containing protein UBFD1. The transcript has 7 exons. The record is from RefSeq and is a predicted model, not a curated record. The coding region runs from base 321 to 1166 and encodes 281 amino acids. Gene Ontology annotation, molecular function: RNA binding; cadherin binding. NCBI's taxonomy places the organism in Eukaryota, Metazoa, Arthropoda, Insecta, Coleoptera, Tenebrionidae.